AGGGAAAACCGCAAGAUGCCGAUUGAUUUUUACUACUUUCCGGCCAGUCCACCGUGUCGGUCGGUUAUCUUGCUAUCGAAAGCCAUCGGUGUUCACCUAAACUUGAAGACGAUCAAUCCUUUGAAGGGAGAACAAAUGAAACCAGCAUUUCUGAAGAUAAAUCCACAGCAUACUAUACCAACAGUAGACGACAAUGGAUUCAUUUUAUGUGAAAGCCGUUCAAUUAUGGGAUAUUUAGUUAGCAAGUACGCGAAAAAUGAUUCUUUAUAUCCAAAGGACACAAAAAAAAGAGGCAUGGUGGAUCAGAGACUGUAUUUCGAUCAUGGAAUUCUGUACGAAAAUAUGGACAAAUGUUAUUUCCCUGUAAUAUUUUACGGAAGGGAUUUCAUAAACGAGGAUGACGUGCAAGCAAUGGAAAAGUCCUGUGAAUUAUUAAACACCUUUCUGGAAGACAGCGAGUUCGUUGCUGGGGACACACUGACAAUUGCCGAUUUGGCCAUUAGCACGACCAUUUGCGUUUUACAGUGUUUUGGGUUCGACAUCGGCAGGUAUGAUAACAUAGCAGCGUGGUACAAUCGUUGCAAGGAACUUCUAGAUAAAUUCGGGUUCGAAGAGGUGCACGCUGAAGGAACGAAAAUGUUUACUCAGAUGUAUCGGGCAAAUUUACAGGAAUCCACUUAA
Dufourea novaeangliae is the source of this 681-nucleotide messenger RNA. RefSeq names its product glutathione S-transferase 1-1-like. The record is from RefSeq and is a predicted model, not a curated record. Gene Ontology annotation, biological process: glutathione metabolic process. NCBI's taxonomy places the organism in Eukaryota, Metazoa, Arthropoda, Insecta, Hymenoptera, Halictidae. The coding region runs from base 16 to 681 and encodes 221 amino acids. The transcript is spliced from 5 exons. Gene Ontology annotation, molecular function: glutathione transferase activity.